Messenger RNA from Hyaloscypha bicolor E, 2247 nucleotides. RefSeq lists its product as uncharacterized. The record is from RefSeq and is a predicted model, not a curated record. Bases 1 to 2247 code for a protein of 748 amino acids. The transcript is spliced from 4 exons. NCBI's taxonomy places the organism in Eukaryota, Fungi, Ascomycota, Leotiomycetes, Helotiales, Hyaloscyphaceae.
AUGCAGCAUCACCCCCACCACGCGCAGCAGGGUCCUCCACCUCCGCAUCAUCUCCAACAACCGCGACCCUCGAGCAUCGUACAUCAACAGCACCAACAGCACCAAGCACCUCCUCCUCAACCACAACACUCCAACCCAUACCCCCCAUCCCACGGUCUGCCCCAGUACACCCAGAGUGCGCCAGGCGCUGGAGGACAGCACACCCAGGAGCUUCCAACCUACUACGCUUCCCACCCGAGUCCAUACAGCACACCAAGCGCAUCAGGCACAUACUCAUCUGCAGCACCAGAAACUCCAGACAUCAUGGCGGCCGCGCAGAUGACGCGCCCGUAUCCCCCUAUCUACCAUACUCCACAGUCGAACUCUCCAGCCUCCGUUGCAUCUCCUUCCGCACACGACCAGCACAGAAUGUAUGGCGCGCCGGCCUCCCAAUUACAGCAGAACACUCAGAUGUACUACCCUGGCCCCCAGCAACAAUACCCCCCAAUGCCACCCCAGGGUGCUCCGUCAUAUGCUCCCCACCCGCAACAGCAGCAACACCACCAAUCUAUGACUUCGCAACCGAACCUGCUCAUGUCACAUCCCUCUGGUCAACACCAGAUGCAGCAACAUCCGGGUCAGCAGCAAGGUAUGACGGGUAGCCCCAGGACGAAGAUGGAACCGCAUGUUCCGCAAAUCUCCAGACCAUCAGCACCAUUGGGACCUCCACAACAUCCAGCCAAUGGUCCGCAGAUGAAUCAAAACAACGUUCCAGGGGCUAACGGCGGGGUCAACCCAAAUGCUGCUCCAGGUCCUAUUCCAGCAACAACCCCAUUGGUGGUUCGACAAGAUAACAACGGUGUUCAAUGGAUCGCAUUCGAAUAUUCACGCGACCGUGUCAAGAUGGAAUACACUAUCAGAUGCGAUGUUGAAUCAGUCAAUGUUGAUACUUUGAGUCCGGAAUUCAAGACUGAGAACUGCGUCUACCCCAGAGCUUGCUGCAGCAAGGAUCAAUACCGUGGAAAUCGAUUGGUCUACGAGACUGAGUGCAACACUGUUGGUUGGGCUCUAGCGGAGCUGAAUCCAUGCCUGCGUGGAAAGAGAGGUCUGAUUCAGAGAGCUGUUGAUAGUUGGCGCAAUAGCAACCAAGACCCAAGAUUGCGGAGCCGACGUGUUCGAAGAAUGGCCAAGAUCAACAACCGCAAAGCUGUUCAAGCGGCGACACACACCCCUCACAUGGCUGGCCCCAGUGGUCCAACAGGGAUGCCACCAUCUGGAAAUAUGGGCCCAGGCGGAGCGGGAAGCAUGGGUAAACCUAGCUUGGGUGGGAUGGGUGGUCCUCAACUCCAUCACCAUCACAACCACCCUGAUGGAAGUACUCAAGGAGGGGAUGAUGUCGGCGACGACGAGUACAUCGACGAACAACAUCACCACCACCACGCAGCUCCCGGCGCUCCAUCACAGAACCCCGAAGAUGAUGUCAGACAGUCGCACGUCUUCCCCGGAUACUCGGGCUCCUACCCACCCAAUCCCUCCGUAGGCGGCGCGUCCAUGGCCCCCAACAUGCACCCUUCUCACAACGCUUCUCACUCCUCGCACCCCAUCACCGCACGCUCACACUCCCACUCUCAUAGCAGGGACACUAGCUCGCUCAACGAUGAGGACCGUGCUAGCCUCUUUGGCGAUAUCCCCGAUGCGAAGAAGCGCAAGUUCAUCCUCGUCGACGAUCCAGGCAAGGGUGGGCGCGUCAGAGUCCGGGUCACGCUUGAUACGGUCGAUAUUAAAGAGAUCCCGGAUUCCUUUCGCAAGAGCAAUUCCGUGUACCCGCGCUCCUGGUUCCCGUUGCAGAUGCAGUCCCCUCCACCAUCCGCUCAUGGCUCGAGAUUUUUCGAGGGCGAUGAUGAGGAUGAUACUGUUGAGGUCGAUGCUGGAAGAGGACCGAGGGCCAGUGGCAAGAUGAUGGUUGCUGUUCCGCUUGCUGAUGGAGGCGAGGCGGAGGUUGGCGUCCCGCGGAUGAGGAAGAGUGUGAGGAGUAAGGAGGUUCGGUUGAAUGAUCUGGGUUACAGAAUGACCUGGCAUCAGAGUCGGGUUUUCGCGGACAAGACGGUGUUUCUGCAGAGGGCUUUGGACGCAUACCGCAACAAAGUCCGCAGUACCAUGGACAUGGUAGGCAAAGACCUCGAGGCCACGGCGCCGCACUUCGAGACCCGCGUCGGCAAGAGACGCUGGAAUGAGCGGACCAAGAGGGAGAGGGGUGGAGAGUCAUAG